CACGAACUGGAAGGUGAACUGAUGCCGGCGUCCAUGGAUUCUCCAUCUCCAAAAUCUCCAAAGAGGCUCCGCUCUGAUCCUGAAGCCGAAUCUGCAGACAAGGAUCGGAUCAGCUGUUUGCCCGAAGAUAUUAUAGGCUUUAUAUUAUCUCUUCUGCCACCUAGAGAUGCACAAGCGACUUGUCUUCUUUCCAGAAGAUGGAGGCAUUUGUCUACUUGUCGGGUUACCGACCUUGAUUUCGACCGGUCUGACUUAUUCACCAAGAUGAAAGAUAAUUGCAAGUUUGCAGAAGAGGAGAAGGCAAGAUAUGUGGAAUGGGUGGACAAUAUCUUGCAGUGUCUAAGUGGAGGAUACCAUUUGCGUAGAUUCAUGUUAUGCUUUGAUCUGAAUAUCUCAUAUAAGUCUCAUAUCGAUCGAUGGAUUAGGUUUGCAUUGACAAAACGAGUUAAAUUUCUCCGACUAGAUUUUAGGCCAGCCUCUUCUGAGGAUUUGUGGUCUACUUGUCACGUGCCAUAUCUGUUUGGGCAUGAGACACUUAUAGGUGCUGAUGCAGGGUGUUCCCAACGGGCUUCAGGUCUUAGUAAUUUUGGCUUGAACCCUUCUAGUUCUUGGCAUGUUGGCUUAAGGUAUCUCGAAGAGCUCACCUUGUGUCGAGUCACUGUGGAGGGAGAACUCAUUGAACAACUGCUUGUCAAUUGUCCAAUUCUAGAGCGAUUGACCUUAGUAUAUGCUCUUACUUUGAAAAGGCUUAGAGUAUCCGGGUCAAUCACUGAAGCUGAAAUACUUAUCCAUUGGAUGGUGUGA
Messenger RNA from Eucalyptus grandis, 804 nucleotides. RefSeq names its product putative F-box/LRR-repeat protein At3g58880. Gene Ontology annotation, molecular function: protein binding. The record is from RefSeq and is a predicted model, not a curated record. The coding region runs from base 22 to 804 and encodes 260 amino acids. The transcript has 2 exons. NCBI's taxonomy places the organism in Eukaryota, Viridiplantae, Streptophyta, Magnoliopsida, Myrtales, Myrtaceae.